This is a messenger RNA of Phodopus roborovskii (desert hamster), 2305 nucleotides long. RefSeq names its product FAST kinase domains 3 (gene Fastkd3). The transcript has 6 exons. Gene Ontology annotation, biological process: regulation of mitochondrial mRNA stability; mitochondrial RNA processing. Gene Ontology annotation, cellular component: ribonucleoprotein granule; mitochondrial matrix. Bases 56 to 2032 code for a protein of 658 amino acids. Gene Ontology annotation, molecular function: RNA binding. NCBI's taxonomy places the organism in Eukaryota, Metazoa, Chordata, Mammalia, Rodentia, Cricetidae. The record is from RefSeq and is a predicted model, not a curated record.
UUGACCAUGGUGUUUUUUAUUUUGUUCUCAUGCUAACAGUUGUGAAUCUGAUGGCAUGGCGUUAAUCACCCUGUGGAGAAACUUGUGUCAUGUAUCUGAUUUUUGGGUACCUGGAUCUGUGGCUGCUUUGAAAAUUCACCCUGCCAAUAAUCACGUCCAGAAAAUAGUCAAAGGUCGUCUCAGUGUUUGGUUCUGUUCCCUACAACCCGAGCUGUUUGGGGUCAGAUCCCAUCAUUCCUACUGUAAACGUUUCCGCUCAGAAAAUGGCAAUGACCUUCACCCAGUUGCUGAGCCCUGGUUCUCCAGAGAACAGGAAUGGAACCGGCCGGAAUGUAGUCUUAAGAACAAGGAUGAAGAGAUGCUUUCUAGGAGACUAAACAGCUGCAUCUCCCCAGAAGAAGUGCUGAGUUUCAUAAGCACCCUGGACACUGUGCCGGUCACUGUGGCGUCAGCAGCCUUGCACAGGGUUUGUGAGGUGGGGAAGAGACACGAUGAGCAAAGGCUGCCAAAAGGAAUCCUGGAGAACAGCGCCUUCCAAGAUUUAUGCUGUCAGUGUGAGCGGGAUCCCUCACACCUGACCAGUGCUGGCUUGGUAUCUGCUUUGCAGGCUCUGCCCGUGGAUCCUCAAAGUACCCUGAUACUGAGCCUCGUGGCGGAAUGCCAGCGGCGUCUCCGGAGAGGCGACUUGGAAGCCCACCAUCUCUGUAUGCUUGGGGAGAGCCUGGUUAGACUUCAAGGCUCAGGUUGUGAGGCACUGGGACUGGUCCUUUGUCAACUGCAGCGUGAAAAUUUGGAAACGUUUUCCACAGAGGAUAUUGUGGCCAUGUAUAGAAUUCUGCAGGCGUGUCCUGGAAAAGUGGACAAACACCAGACAUUUCUAAACACACUAAACAACUUUUCCCUCUCAAUAGUUUCCUGCCUGAGUCCUAAAUCUGUGAGCCAUGUGCUCACCGCCUUAGUGGCUCUUGACCAGACUCACGCUCUUCCCCUGGUUAUAAAGUUGGGCAAGUACGUUGUGAGAUACAUUCCUCGUUUUACUAAUGAAGAGCUCAGGAAGGUCUUGGAGGCGUUUCUUUACUUUGGACACAGUGACAGGUUUCUCAUGGAGGCAUUAGAACAGCAUGUAGCUGCCCUGUACCUCUCCCUGGACCCCGAGGUCACCAGCACCGUGAUGGAGUACUGCAGUAGAAAGCGCAUUCUUUCCAAGCCCAUCCUCGAUGCAGUUGCCGAGACUUUUGUUUGCCAGUCAGAAAAAUUCUCACCUAGUCAGAUUUCUGAAUUAAUCGAACCCUUUGGAAAGCUAAAUUAUUUGCCACCAAAUGCCCCUGCUUUAUUUAGGAAGCUAGAAAGCGUGCUGGUCACUCGUUUCCGUCAUUUUCCGCCAAAAAUGCUACUGAGGCUCCUACAUUCAUGUUCGCUGAUUGAACGCCAUCCGGUCAACUUUAUGUCAAAAAUAUUCAGCCCUUUUUUUCUUCAACGGCUGCAAGGUAAAGAGUCAUAUUUGGACAGAGUGAGCCUGGCACAACUUACCCAGCUUUUCAUGACCUCAGUCCUAGAGUGUGCUUUCUAUAAGGGCCCUAGACUCCUUCCUCAGUACCACGUGAAAUCGUUCUUUACACCAUGCUGCUCCAUAGAGACCCCUUUGGAUCUCCAUCUUUACAAGUCUGUGGUGAUUGGACUGAUUGAUCUUCUAGGAUCAAGAUUGUAUUUUGCAUCGAAAGUGUUGACACCCUAUUGUUACACCAUAGAUGUUGAAAUUAAAUUAGACGAAGAUGGAUUUGUAUUGCCAUUCACAGUGGAUGAGGAUGUCCAUAAAAGGGUGGCGCUGUGCAUUGACGGGCCUCAACGGUUCUGCGCUGACAGUAAACACCUGCUGGGGAAAGAGGCCAUUAAACAAAGACACCUGCGCUUGCUGGGCUACCAGGUUGUUCAGGUCCCCUACCAUGAGCUGGAGCUGCUUACCUCAAGACUUGAGUUGGUUGAAUAUUUACAAAGAAAACUAUUUCCUCAAAACUCUCCUGUCCAUUGGUAACAAAGGAAACCGGCUUCAGGAUUCAGAGUGAAAAACAAGACUGAUGAAUCUACGAAUCAGCUACUCUAUGGAAAUGAGUUUACAGACUUGGGAUCUGAAAAGGGUCUGUGCUGUUCUAUACCAUGUAUACGUAUACUGAUGAUAAAGUACUAUUUAUAUGUGCAUUAGUGGUAAAUUUUAAAAAAUUGACCUAACACCGAUGUCAUGGAUGUCUUGACUGCGUCAAGCAGGGACAUUCAAAUAUAAUAAAGCAGUGUAAUGAGUAACAGUUAA